AUGGUCCAUAUAUUCUCCGUUUCUUUGCUCGCCAUGUUGGCAGGUCUUGCUUCUGCAAGUUCUCCUCCAACACAAGAAGUUAUGAACCAGCCGGUGCACACAAUGGAGAGUUGGUCAUGGUCCGAUUGUGGCUCCCCAGCACACGUUGUUCAGUUGAAAUCAAUAAGCCUCUCUCCCGACCCACCCAAGCCGGGCCAAGACUUGACUGUCACAGUCGUGGGGACUGCUCAACAACGAAUUGAGAAUGGAGCCUAUGCCGACGUUGUUGUAAAACUCGGACUCAUCAAACUUCUCUCGAAGACUUUUGAUGUUUGUGACGAAGCACGCAACGCAAAUGCAACUAUCCAGUGUCCAGUCGAAGAGGGUGAUUACACUGUAGUCGAAACGGUUGCAUUGCCAAAGGAGAUUCCUCAGGCCAAAUUCACUGUCGCUGUGAGAGGUUACACUGCAGACGAGGACGACAUGUUGUGCUUGGAUCUUCAAGUCAAUUUCAUGAAGAGCCCAUUCCCAAGAUUCGGGUGGUAG
Messenger RNA from Suillus fuscotomentosus, 525 nucleotides. RefSeq names its product ML domain-containing protein. The coding region runs from base 1 to 525 and encodes 174 amino acids. Gene Ontology annotation, biological process: intracellular sterol transport. The record is from RefSeq and is a predicted model, not a curated record. Gene Ontology annotation, molecular function: sterol binding. The transcript is spliced from 5 exons. Lineage: Eukaryota; Fungi; Basidiomycota; Agaricomycetes; Boletales; Suillaceae.